Messenger RNA from Aspergillus ruber CBS 135680, 488 nucleotides. Its product is annotated as cytosine deaminase. Gene Ontology annotation, molecular function: diaminohydroxyphosphoribosylaminopyrimidine deaminase activity. The record is from RefSeq and is a predicted model, not a curated record. Bases 1 to 447 code for a protein of 148 amino acids. The transcript has 3 exons. Lineage: Eukaryota; Fungi; Ascomycota; Eurotiomycetes; Eurotiales; Aspergillaceae. Gene Ontology annotation, cellular component: nucleus; cytoplasm.
AUGGAACAACACCCCGGUUUUGUCGCUGCCGUCGAAGAGGCUCAGAAGGGUGCCGCUGAGGGUGGUGUCCCGAUUGGCGCAGCAUUGGUAUCCAAGGAUGGUAAGAUCCUAGGAAGGGGACACAACAUGCGCGCUCAGAAUGGAAGUGCCAUUCUGCACGCCGAGAUGUCCGCUCUUGAAAACUCUGGCCGUUUGCCCGCAUGGGCCUACGAGGGGGCCACUAUGUAUACUACCCUUUCUCCCUGUGACAUGUGCACUGGUGCCUGUCUACUCUACAAGGUGAAUCGGGUGAUCAUUGGUGAGAACAAGAACUUUAUGGGCGGUGAGGAUUAUCUUCGCGCUCGGGGAAAGGAAGUCAUCGUGUUGGACAAUGAAGAGUGCAAGCACUUGAUGGAGAAGUUCGUCAAGGAAAAGCCUGAACUCUGGAAUGAGGAUAUCUCAAUUUAGGUUCAGGCGUCUGGUGGUUCAGGUCAAUGUGUUGAUUGAAG